Messenger RNA from Fusarium odoratissimum NRRL 54006, 1320 nucleotides. RefSeq lists its product as uncharacterized. NCBI's taxonomy places the organism in Eukaryota, Fungi, Ascomycota, Sordariomycetes, Hypocreales, Nectriaceae. The record is from RefSeq and is a predicted model, not a curated record. Gene Ontology annotation, molecular function: transmembrane transporter activity. Gene Ontology annotation, cellular component: fungal-type vacuole membrane. Gene Ontology annotation, biological process: transmembrane transport. The transcript has 5 exons. Bases 1 to 1320 code for a protein of 439 amino acids.
AUGGCCGCCUCGGAACCAAGCCGUCGUCAAUCCUUUUCAUCCCCCGCCUCCGAUGACGAUCGCCCUUCCCAAAUCGAGCAGUAUAGCGAAAAAGCACCUUCGCAGCAAGAAGGGACAUCAGCACCAGAUUUUGGCCCUCCGCCUGAUGGAGGGUUACAAGCUUGGCUAGUUGUUACUGGAGGCUUUUUUGCUGUAUUUGUCAGUUUCGGGUGGAUUAACUGUAUUGGCAUAUUCCAAGAUUAUUACGAACAAAACCAACUCAAAUCGUACUCCUCCAGCGAUGUAGCAUGGAUUUCAUCCAUUGAGUCAUUUAUGCUGUUUUUCUGGGGCCCAGUGGUCGGUUACAUGACAGAUAAUUAUGGCCCUCGUAUUCCCAUCCUGAUCGGCUCAUUCCUCCACGUCUUCGGUCUAAUGAUGACAUCGCUAUCCAAGAAAUACUACCAGAUCAUCCUGUCUCAAAGCAUUUGCAGCGCAUUAGGUUCUAUCGCCGCUGCUGGAACAUGGUUCAAGCGUCAUCGCGCGAUCGCCUUUGGAAUCAUUACCGCGGGAUCCAGUCUCGGCGGUGUAGUCCUUCCGAUCAUGGUGAACAAGCUUGUUGUCCGUGUUGGCUUCGGUUGGGUGAUGCGAUCCGUGGCAUUCCUUUUCUUGGGACUGCUAGUCAUCGCAAACGUUACUAUCAAGUCGAGGCUGCCGCCCCCGAGAAGAAAGUUUGACAUCAAAGACUUCAUCACCCCGUUCAAGGAAAUGCCGUUCCUUCUUUUGACUGUCGCUGGAUUCAUGCUCUACCUCGGCUCCUUCUUACCGUUCAACUUUAUCAUUGUCCAGGCGAAAGAACUCGGUGUGUCGGAUAGCCUGGCUCAAUAUUUGGUAUCCAUCGUCAACGCCGCUUCCACCUUCGGCCGUCUUGUUCCGGCAUAUUUCGGCGACCGAAUCGGCGUCUACAACGUCAUGAUUCCUUUGACCAUACUUGGAGGCAUCUUCACGCUAACAGUAUGGCUCACUGCACACUCGACAGCUUCGGUCAUUGCAUAUGCCGCACUAUAUGGAUUCGCAUCUGGCUGUACCUUAUCUAUCGUACCAGCCAUGGUUGCUAGUUUCUCAGAUGUUCGAAGCAUAGGAACUCGCAGUGGCGCGCUCUACGGUGUUGCCGCAAUUGGUGUCCUCAUCGGAAGCCCUGUGGCUGGGGCCAUUGUCAGUGCAGAGGACGGCAAUUUCUCUGGACUGAUCAUCUUUUGUGGUGUUACGAUUCUGGCCGGUGCCGUGUUUGCUAUCAUGUCGAGACAGGCGUUGACUGGAGGCCAAUGGAUAAAAAAGGUUUAA